AAUUGGUUGAUUAAUGGUAUGUAAAUAGAGUUAGUUUGUAUGCAAUAGUGAUACAUUGUUUUAGUAUGCAAGUGAACAUUUUUUUAUGAGAUUGUGGGUAUAUAAGGGGACACAGUUAAAAGUUUGUCAGUUGAGGUUGACACCGGUUUACAUCACUAACACCAAACAUGAGGGCUGCCCUGAUUCUUCUCAUCGUAUCUGCCAUCAUUAUUGACUCGGCCAUGGCAGGCCCCAAAUCGAAAAAAGGCAAGAGCAAGAGACGAUCAAGGGAGAGAAUCGUGUAUGCACAGCCUCCUCCAACCCCAGUCAUCAUCCAAGGUGCUGCUCCAUACAACUAUGACAACAGAGGCUACUAUGACAACAGGCCUUACCCUGGAGAUGGUCGCGGAUAUUAUGACGCCAACGGUGUCUGGAUCAAUGGAGGCUACAAUGGACCUUACCCCAAUAAUGGUCCAGUGGUUGUCUACCCCAAUAAUGGUCCUUAUGUGCAGCCUACCUAUGGACCACAGGUUGUCUACUAGAUAUGCAUAAUCCAGUGUUUUAUGCUCCACACUACAUUCUGUGUGACUUGAAGUGAGAAUAUAAGUUAUUGAAAAACA
Nilaparvata lugens (brown planthopper) is the source of this 599-nucleotide messenger RNA. RefSeq lists its product as uncharacterized. Bases 168 to 521 code for a protein of 117 amino acids. The transcript has 2 exons. Lineage: Eukaryota; Metazoa; Arthropoda; Insecta; Hemiptera; Delphacidae. The record is from RefSeq and is a predicted model, not a curated record.